AUGGAGAUGAUAAGAGGAGCAAGGAGGAUACUCAAAACACAAACCAAGGAGGACAUAGAAGAGGUUGAGAGGGUGAGGGAGGAAAGGAGAACCAAAAGAAGGAAUGAUCCUUCAGCAGUGAGAGCGAAGCAAGGAGAGUUUGAAAUUGGAGUGAACAUCCCAAUGAGGAGAAUGAUGACUCCCAAAUGUGGAGUUGGUCCUCAAGAACAUGCACUUGGCCAAGCUCUUCUCUUACCACAUGGAAUCCUACAAGGAGCUCACUUGCGAGUUCUAGCUUCAAUGAGGCAGCUGGAGAUCUUGUUUGGGUUCAACUAUGGAGAGGGAACCAAGUGGAACUUCAAGGAAAAGGAACUCCAAAGGGUUUGGGCUACAAUCGCUGAUGGAGUGUACUCUUCCUCAAGGUCCAAGGCAGCUCAGAUCAGGAGCCCAGUCUUGAGAUAUGUGCACAAGGCACUUGCCAACACCUUCUUUGCAAGGAAGGCAACCGGGACAAUCAACGAGGGGAACUCAAGUUUCUUGACAUGGGAAUCAAGCCCUUCUCUCACGCACAAGCGAUGGCAAGAGGAUCAGGGGAGAUAG
Molecule: messenger RNA, 579 nt
Organism: Microthlaspi erraticum
Lineage: Eukaryota; Viridiplantae; Streptophyta; Magnoliopsida; Brassicales; Brassicaceae
Source: the annotation of a GenBank genome assembly